CAUUCUUGAAGAUGUACCCCACAUGACCCCGACUCUCGAGACGGCGGCCCCCUCGUCCCGCCCUCGUGUCGCAUGCGAUUUGGCUCCUUUCCCACAUCGUCCCGAUCCUCGUAUUAUAGUAGAACAGGCCCGGGAGAAUAUCAAUUGGAUAGACAACAAACCUAGAAUCUCGUCGGCCAGCUUCCACCACCAUCCACUUAGACGAGCCGAGCCAUUCCUACGAGCCGAGCCAUUCCUACAAGCCAGCUACACAACAAACAGCAAACAGCAAGCAAUGGCGUCCGAGGCACCCGGCGCAAAGGCCGAGAUCACGGUCGAGUCGCUCCCGGCGCUCCUGGCCGACGACACACGCGUCAAGGUUGGGGGCGUAGACGUGGACGGCAUCCUGCGCGGCAAGCUCGUGUCCAAGAAGAAGUUCCUGUCCAUUGCCAAGGACGGCUUUGGUUUCUGCUCAGUCAUCUUCGGCUGGGACAUGCACGACACCACCUACUUCCAGGAGCUCAAGAUCAGCAACGCCGAAAACGGCUACCGCGACAUCAUCGCCGUGCCCGACCUCCAGAGCUUUCGCCGCAUCCCCUGGGAGAACAAUGUGCCCUUCUUCCUCGUCAGCUUCUUCGACCCCGACACCAAGCAGCCCGUGAGCGCCUGCCCCAGGGGCCUGCUGAGCACCCAGCUGGCCAAGUUUCAAGAGAGGGGCUUUGGUGCGAUGGCGGGGGCCGAGUACGAGUUCUACCAGUUUAGGACACCGUCUCCCGCAAGCACUGCCGAGAACCCCUCGACAGCCGCCUAUCUCCGCGAGAACCCACCCCAUUCUCUACCGUCUCUGACCGAGGGCAUGUUUGGCUACAGCCUCACGCGCACCGUACACAACCAGGACUACUUCUACGACGUGUUUGACACAUGCGAGAAGUUCGACUGCAAUAUCGAGGGCUGGCAUACCGAGAGUGGACCAGGCGUGUUUGAGGCUGCACUCGAGUUUGGUGAAAUAAAAGGCAUGGCAGACAGGGCGAGCUUGUUCAAGUACGUCGUCAAGUCGGUCGCGACAAAGUACGGCAUCACCCCCUGCUUCAUGGCCAAGCCGAAGCAGGGCCUGCCGGGCAACAGCGGGCACAUGCACGUCUCCAUCAUCGACCAGGCCACGGGCAAGAACCUCUUUUACCGCGAGACGCCCGACAGGAACGCGCGCUGGGCCGACAUCGAGCACCUCUCCGACAUGGGCCGCCACUUCCUGGCCGGCAUCCUCGAGGGCCUCCCGGACGUCAUGACGCUCGUCGCGCCGACCAUCAACAGCUACAAGCGCCUGGUGGAGAACUUCUGGGCCCCCGUCACCGUGUCGUGGGGCCUCGAGCACCGCGCCGCCUCGGUCCGGCUCAUCGCCCCGCCCACGUCCAAGCCGGGGGCCACGCGCUUCGAGGUGCGCGUGCCCGGCGCCGACGCGAACCCCUACUUUGUGCUGUCGGCCAUCCUGGCCCUCGGCUUCCGCGGCGUCGAGAGGAAGCUCGAGAUCCCGUGCCCGCCCCUCGGCAAGGGCGAGGACGUGGGCGGCGCCACCACCGACAUGGGCAUCCGCCUGGCCCGCAGCCUGCGCGAGGCCAACGACCGCUUCACGAGGACGGGCAGCAUCGCGCGCGAGGUGUUUGGGGACGAGUUCGUCGACCACUACGGCGGCACCAGGGACCACGAGAUCCGGCAGUGGGACGAGGCCGUCACGGACUGGGAGAUGAAGAGGUAUAUAGAGACGGUCUGAACGCCCGUGGGAUACGAAUCGAUGGUUUUUUUGGAUACGCCGUGCGGAGUACUGUUUCCCGCCUGGCGCCCAGUCUUGGAUUAUGGUGUACACUCGCUUGUUCCUUUAUGCGGUCUAGUCGCUCGAUACCCCAUCUGCGCGCAGCUGGAGCUUCACGUAACCAAGCGCAACUCUUCUUGUCAUAGGACUGGGCUUUUUACGUGUAGCGUUUAGUAUAACCAAGUUCUCAAGUAUGUUCUUAUGAUCGUCUGGCUGUUUCGGUUUCUGAAUUCAACUUUGCUUCAGAACAGGAUUACCUCUAGCACCCUAAAUAGCUUCGUGGAGAAUCGCAUAUAUACCUAAAGAUGCCUUCCGAA
Messenger RNA from Gaeumannomyces tritici R3-111a-1, 2103 nucleotides. RefSeq names its product glutamine synthetase. NCBI's taxonomy places the organism in Eukaryota, Fungi, Ascomycota, Sordariomycetes, Magnaporthales, Magnaporthaceae. The coding region runs from base 23 to 1747 and encodes 574 amino acids. Gene Ontology annotation, molecular function: glutamine synthetase activity. The record is from RefSeq and is a predicted model, not a curated record. The transcript has 3 exons.